AUGCAUAUCAACGAAACGCCAGUUUGCAACAUUGCCAAAAAUAGCGCUAUGGCGAAGACUCUCCAAGUAUGCAAAUUGAUAAUUUGGGACGAAUGCACAAUGGCCCACAAGAGGUCGCUGGAGGCACUAGAUAGGACGUUAAAAGAUUUACGUGAUAACCAAAACAUUUUUGGUGGAGCUAUGAUACUGUUGUCAGGUGAUUUUCGUCAGACUCUUCCAGUAAUUCCUCGAUCGACUGUUGCUGACGAAAUAAACGCAUGUCUAAAAUCAUCAAAUUUGUGGCGGCACGUAAAGACACUACAAUUAACUACUAACAUGCGAGUGUUUUUGCAACAAGAUCAAACUGCGACUGUGUUUUCGAAGCAGUUGCUGGAUAUUGGCAAUGGUAAGGUCGCAGUUGACAGCUCGACCGGAUUAAUGACUUUUCCCACAGAUUUCUGUCACUUCACAGAAUCGAAAAAGGAGCUUAUUCAGCGUGUUUUUCCGGACAUUAAACAACAAUAUAAUAACCACGAUUGGCUAAGUGAACGAGCAAUAUUGGCAGCAAAAAACAAAGAUGUCGAUGAUCUCAAUGCUACCAUUCAGAAUUUCCUUCCAGGAGAGUUGUUUACGUACAAAUCAGUUGACACGGCCACAAACCAGGAUGACGUAGUCAACUAUCCUACAGAAUUUUUAAAUUCAUUGGACUUGCCUGGACUACCACCAUAUAAUUUGAAAUUAAAAGUAGGGUCAGUUGUCAUCAUGCUGCGUAAUAUUAAUCAACCUCGACUUUGCAAUGGAACGAGAUUGGUUGUGAAGAAACUCAUGAAUAACAUCAUCGAAGCUAAAAUAAUCAAAGGAAAAUACAAAGGAGAGGAUGUCUUAAUCCCACGAAUACCUAUGAUUCCAACGGAUUUGCCAUUUGAUUUUAAGAGGUUGCAAUUUCCCGUGCGUCUGGCGUUUGCGAUGACCAUAAAUAAAUCGCAAGGCCAAUCGUUGCAAGUUUGCGGAAUAAACUUAGAGUUUCCCUGUUUCGCACAUGGACAAUUAUACGUUGCGUGUUCGCGUGUCGGAAAACCAACAUCCUUAUUUAUUUACGCACCGCAAAAAAAAACUAAAAAUAUUGUCUACCAGAAAGCACUAUAUUAAUUAACUGUAUAUGAUCAUAACUGUGUUGUAUUUAAUUUAAGCAAAGAUUUGUUUAUCAUGUUCACAGUCCAGAAACGAGCACAUCCAAGAAAAUUUUAAAUUUUUGUAUAUGAAGUGUAUAAAUAUAAAUAAAUGACUUAAUAUGUAUAUAAUA
Messenger RNA from Bactrocera neohumeralis, 1282 nucleotides. Its product is annotated as ATP-dependent DNA helicase PIF1-like. The coding region runs from base 1 to 1128 and encodes 375 amino acids. The transcript has a single exon. The record is from RefSeq and is a predicted model, not a curated record. Gene Ontology annotation, molecular function: DNA helicase activity. Gene Ontology annotation, biological process: DNA repair; telomere maintenance. Lineage: Eukaryota; Metazoa; Arthropoda; Insecta; Diptera; Tephritidae.